CUUGGAUCGCGAGCGUUGCGUGAGCGCACACUGUAUUCUCAACGUCACAUAGGAUAUGGGCUGGCAGAAGACCUUCACCCUCUCCAAGCGAUCCAAGGGAUGCUACCUUGUGACAGAUGAAGUCUUGGAGCACAUACGCCCUGGUCUCAAAGAUGUCCAGGUUGGGAUGUUGUUUUUGUUCAUUCAGCAUACCUCCGCCGCACUGACAAUCAACGAGAACUUCGAUAAAGAUGUCCGUCGGGAUAUGGACAUGGCCCUGGACAACAUCGUCCCGGAGAGCUUGAAUUGGCGACAUACCGAUGAGGGUCCCGAUGAUUCGGUCUCGCACACGAAAGCGUCGCUUGUGGGAAGCACUAUUUCCAUCCCCAUUACCAAUGGCGCGUUGAACCUGGGGACCUGGCAAGGAAUCUACCUGACUGAGUUCCGGCACAUGGCCCACUCCCGCAGAGUAGUGGCUACCAUCCUAUCCUAAGCUAGCGCUCUUCGUUGGAUGAUUCCCAAGUUUUCUUACAUACACCUCCUCCUCAUCAUUUAUUCUACAAUCAUGUCACAGGCGGUAGUACCAGUGGAAUGAUGCAAGUGGGAACCUACGCAGAGGGUCAACUGCACUGGUGCUUGACCGCCGAAA
Coprinopsis cinerea okayama7#130 is the source of this 628-nucleotide messenger RNA. RefSeq lists its product as hypothetical. Bases 56 to 472 code for a protein of 138 amino acids. The record is from RefSeq and is a predicted model, not a curated record. NCBI's taxonomy places the organism in Eukaryota, Fungi, Basidiomycota, Agaricomycetes, Agaricales, Psathyrellaceae. The transcript has 10 exons.